CCCUGAUAGAUAUGAUGUAUAGUGCCAUCUUCAUCCUCAUAUUCUUGAGUUCACUCUGUCGAUCCGACGAUCAGCUGACACAUACAAAGCCGCUCUUUCCCAAAGACACUCUCAUCUCGGCGGGCAGAGACUUUGCUCUUGGCUUCUUUUCUCCUACCAAUUCAAGCAACAAGUUAUACAUUGGAAUUUGGUACAACAAUCUCCCAGAGCGCACGGUGGUAUGGAUCGCCAACCGUGACAGCCCAAUCACCGCGCCUACAUCAGCGAAGCUCGCCAUCUCAAACAAUUCAGGGCUGGUGUUGUCAGACUCCCAAGGGCACAUCUUUUGGACGGCAACGAGCAACACAAGUGGAGGUCCUGGAGCUUUUGCAGUAUUACUCAGCUCAGGAAACUUUGUCCUUCGAUCGCCGAAUGACAUGGACAUAUGGCAAAGCUUUGAUCACCCCACCGAUACAAUUCUUCCAACCAUGAGGCUUAUGCUAAGCUACAAGUCACAACCGGCAACACACCUCUUUGCUUGGAAGGGCCCUGACGAUCCAUCAACCGGGGACAUCUCUAUCAGCAUGGAUCCGGGCUCCUCAGGCCUUCAGAUGUUCAUUUGGAAUGGGACUUUGCCAUACUUCCGUUCUUCUGUUGUUAGUGAUGUCCUAGUAUCCCGUGGCGUAUACCAGACCAACAGUACCUCAGCCACGUACCAAGCGAUGAUAGUUGACACAGGGGAUGAGUUGUACUAUACGUUCACAGUCUUAGCUGGUUCACCCUACUUGCGAAUAUUACUUCACUACACAGGCAAGACGAGGCUCCUGAUCUGGGAAAAUAGCACAUCAUCCUGGGCAGUCAUUGGUGAGGCCCCUAGUGUUGGCUGUGAUCUCUACGCCUCUUGUGGCCCGUUCGGCUAUUGCGAUCGCACGAAGGCAAUGCCGACAUGCCAGUGCCCUGAUGGUUUUGAGCUGGUCGACAGUCUCAACUUCUCUAGAGGAUGCCAGAGAAAGGAAGAGCUAAAAUGCCGAACAGAGAACUAUUUCUUGACCAUGCCUAAUAUGAAGAUUCCUGACAAGUUCUUAUACAUUAGGAAUAGAACCUUUGACCAGUGUGCAGCAGAGUGCGCCAGAAACUGCUCCUGUAUAGCAUAUGCCUAUUCCAACCUAAGCGCUGCUGGCAUUAUGGGCGAAGCAUCAAGGUGUUUGGUUUGGACUCACCAUCUUAUUGACAUGGAGAAGGCCAGUCUUUUAGAGAACUUGUACAUCCGGCUUGGCGAAUCUCCUGGUACGCUUAAGAAGAGCACUUUUCUGAAAAUUUUGCUCCCAACUAUAGCAUGUCUGCUGCUACUAACAAUCACCGCUCUUGUUUGGACAUGUAAAGGCAGAGGCAAAUGGCAUAAGAAGAAAGUCCAGAAGAGAAUGAUGCUAGAAUACUUGAGUUCUACAGAUGAAGCUGGGGGAAAGAAUAUAGAGUUCCCAUUUAUUACAUUUGAAAACAUUGUCACAGCAACAGACAAUUUCUCUGACAGCAAUAUGCUUGGGAAAGGAGGUUUUGGCAAAGUAUACAAGGGAAUGUUGGAAGGAACCAAAGAAGUAGCCAUCAAGAGACUGAGCAAGAGUUCUGGGCAAGGUGCCAAGGAGUUCAGGAAUGAAGUAGUUUUGAUUGCAAAGUUGCAGCACAAGAACCUAGUUAAGCUUCUUGGUUGCUGUGUUCAUGAAGAUGAGAAGCUGUUAGUUUAUGAGUACUUGCCCAACAAAAGCUUGGAUUACUUCCUCUUUGAUUCUGCAAGAAAAUCAAUGCUUCAGUGGCAAACAAGGUUCAAGAUAAUCUAUGGGGUGGCUAGAGGAAUUAUGUAUCUUCAUCAUGACUCGAGAUUAACAAUAAUUCAUAGAGAUCUCAAAGCUAGCAACAUCUUGCUAGAUAAGGACAUGAGCCCAAAGAUAUCAGAUUUCGGCAUGGCUAGAAUAUUCAGUGCCGACCAGCUCCAAGCAAAUACUAACAGAGUUGUAGGGACAUAUGGUUACAUGUCUCCUGAAUAUGCAAUGGAAGGUGCCUUUUCAGUCAAGUCUGACACCUACAGUUUUGGUGUUUUAAUGCUGGAGAUUAUAAGUGGUUUAAAGAUCAGCUCACCACAUCUUAUCAUGGAUUUUCCUAACCUUAGAGCAUAUGCAUGGAACAUGUGGAAAGAAGGGAAAAUAGAAGAUCUGGUGGACUCAUCAGUCAUGGAGAAUUGCUCCCCUGAUGAAGUUUCACGAUGUAUCCAUAUAGGACUCUUGUGUGUUCAAGACGAUCCGAGUUGCAGGCCACUCAUGUCGGUGGUUGUGUCCAUGCUGGAAAACAAAACGACGCCACUUCCAACUCCAAAUCAACCUACAUAUUUUGCACUUAGGGACUCCUACCGACCUGAAAAGGCAGUUGACAACAAGGAAUUCUCUGUAAAUGAUAUGAGUCUCACUGUGCUAGAGGGCCGUUAGAUGUUUGGUUUUCAUAACUGAUUGGGAGGAAAAAUUAAACCCCACUGGCAUAUUCAUCGCAAAACUAAAACUAAACGUUCAGUCCAUGUGAAGGUUAUGUGAAUGUCGGUAAUUUGCAAUUUGCAAUAGUGUAAUAAGUCUGCCUA
Sorghum bicolor (sorghum) is the source of this 2602-nucleotide messenger RNA. Its product is annotated as G-type lectin S-receptor-like serine/threonine-protein kinase B120. Gene Ontology annotation, molecular function: ATP binding; protein serine/threonine kinase activity. Bases 12 to 2456 code for a protein of 814 amino acids. Gene Ontology annotation, biological process: protein phosphorylation; recognition of pollen. The transcript has 7 exons. The record is from RefSeq and is a predicted model, not a curated record. Lineage: Eukaryota; Viridiplantae; Streptophyta; Magnoliopsida; Poales; Poaceae.